GUGUCCCUGAAGGCAACACCGGUUAUCACCACCAUCCCAGCGAGUCUGUCAUAUCCCAGCAAGGUGUCACUUCAGGCAGCUAAACCAUCUGUUCUACCUUGCGUUUUAUUGAACAAUUUCCAUACACAUUUCUUCUCGACCUCUCUGGGCCUUUGGUGUCAUGAAGGGAAUCAGGUUUAUCGUGAUUUUCUUGGUGCUUUCCGCGUCUCUGCUCUGCACAACCGAAGCGGCCAGGAGCAGGACCAGCAACCAGAACAGCUUCCGACGGGCAGCUAAUGGCAUCUACCAGACUCUGAGCAGCGUUUUCGGAGAGGACAACAUUCGUGGGUUGUAUAAGUUUUUCUCCAAAACGACAGAGCGGUUUGUCCAUGGAGUGGACUCUUUCCUCGACACCAUCUGGAAGAUCUGGUCGGAUUUGCUGGAUGUGAUGGGCAUCGACUCCUCAAACCUCAGCCACUACUUCAGCCCCACAUCUCUCACCAACUCUCCAGCACGCGCUCUUCUCCUGGUUGCAGCUGUACUCUUGGCCUACUGGUUCCUCUCCAUGUUCCUGGGAGGUUUCUUCUAUCUGCUGCACGCUGUGUUCGGCCGCUUCUUUUGGCUAGCACGCGUCACUCUGUUCGCCCUGUCCUGUCUCUACAUCCUCCAGAAGUUUGAGGGUGACCCUGAGCGCGCAGUGCUGCCGCUGUGCUUCAUCAUGGUGGUGUACUUCAUGACGGGCCCUGUGGGAGCGUACUGGCGUCGGGGAGGCGGGGCAGGUUCACUGGAAGAGAAAAUUGACCACCUUGACACUCAGAUCAGGCUGCUUAACAUCAGGCUGAGCCGCGUCAUAGACAGCCUGGAGCGCCCCGGCGAGCAGUAGGUGGCGAUGAGGAUGGGGGGGGUAAUGUAGAACCAGCUGCAGUUGAUGUCAGGAUGCUAUUUCCUGUACACAUCUGCAGCGACACAACUACUGGGUAUUUACAACUCUAUUGUCAGAUGGGGGACAAAACUAGAUUUGAAAACAGUAUUUUAUGUGUUGAUAUUAGUUACAGAAUACCUAAAAAUCGUCAAAAGGUGUGGACAGUUCACUUGGAGCUUACGCAAAUCAACCAAACAACAAUUUCUUGUUUUAUUUUUGUCUCAAGGCUUUGAAAGGUUUUUGCUACAUCUGUGAGGAAGUUAUCAGAGAGAUCCAUCCAAUCCAUGAUUUUCUAAAUGCUAGCCUAAUUCUACACCUCAGCUACUUUUGAGAAACUCCCAAGUUGAGGCUUGAAUUUUUGGUGUUUCGAUAAGCAUUUUCAAUGCUCGUGCUACAUGAAUAAGCAUAUUUUAUGUGUCUUUGUUUAUUUCUAUCCUUGUUAAUAACCUGGGGGUUCAGAUUCUUACACAGGUUUGUCCACAUUUUUCCCCUUUUUGAAACUGUUGAAGUAGGAAAGGGGUUGGGUGAAUGAUGCAGGGGACUGAUACAUUGUAUUUCUAAUAUGUAAAAAUCCUCAAGAUGUUGAAUAGUUGCUCAUAGUAAGAUUUAUUUAUUACAUUUUCCAUCCAAAAUGUUGAAAUCAUGUAGAUCAAGUCCCUGUUCCAUAGUGGCAAUAGUUUGACAUCAGGACCUCUUUUUCAUUGUGUUUUUGUGUGUAUGGGUGCAUGCAUCUGGGUGACCUACUCAAAUGUGUGUGCAGAUGCAUUUGUGUGUGUGUGUGUGUGUGUGUGUGUGUGUGUGUGUGUUUUUGUGUGUUUAAAGCUUGUGAAAUGGAAAAGCACUGUAUCAAAAAGUCACCAUCAGACUAGGAGAAAAUGCAUACAGGCAGCAAUAUCUCAGGGACUCAGCCAACACACAUAUAGAAUUGGAAAAGAGAUAUCAAGUAUAUAAAAAUCAUGUCUUGGUCUCUUUUGAGUCACUUCACAGUUUUUCAGAUAUCUUUUGAAAUCUGUCUUGGUAACAUACAAUACUUACUGAUAAACUGGGUGCACUGUUUGUGUUCUUGCAUCAUGUUGAAAUUGCAACGUUUGAUUAAUGUCUUUUUAUCAUUGUUUUGCAUGGAUUUACUAUAGGGAUUAUUGCAACUAGUGGUUCUAAAGUUUAAAUUGGGAAAUGGCAUUUAAAUGUGUGGUUUAGAUAACAUUACAUGGACAUCACACUGACUUGAACUAUGUCUUAAUACAUCUUUUUAGGAUGAUAGUUUUUAGUGAAGUAGAGUUAAAUCAUGUCUAGUCUCUCAGAUUCUGUAGUAAAAAUACAUAUAUGUACUGUAAAACCCCAUUUAAACCUGCAUUGGAAAGGUCAGGCUUGAAGCUGAUGUACAGCUCUUACAGUAACUUUAUGAGAGAUUUACAACCAGCCUUAUUGAUAUUUACAGUAAAACACUGUUAAAACUGUGCUUUGGACACCUUCUUAGUGUGCGUCACUGUAGAUAACUAUAGUUUGUUAGUGUAAUAGGGCUUUUUAUAUCUUUAUUUCUGCCAGUCUUUUUUUUUAUAUUUCUCUUCAUGUACUGUCAUACCAGGCGUUCUCCUCUAUGUUUAACACAAGUCAUCAUCUAUUCGUAUUCCCCCUUUUGUAAUUUCAAUUUAUAGAAUCUGGACUCUGUUUUAUAUAAAUGACCCUAAUGCUGUGCAAAUCCGGGGGAUAAAUGUUGCUUUUAGUGUCUCAUUAUUAAGAUUGACUAAAGAGGUAGACAAGUCAGUAAUAUUGCAGGAUGGCUGAACUGAUCAGAUGGCUCUUACAGUUAGCGACACUACUGAGGCCAAAGAACCAACCGGUAUUUAUACCCAUGACACUCAGAUUUAACAAACUCUUCCGCAACUUGUAUGUAGUAUGUGUGAGAUGCUUUGGGAGGCAUUUCUGCCCCAGUCCUGAUGUUUCUCAGUAUAGUGAGGGUGCUGCGUAAACAUUCUUGGAGAAGGAAGUUGUUGCAUCACAGUAACACCAGGUUCAAAACCAUGGACUCGUGGCUGCUUCUCAGCACAUACAGAUAAUUACCAUUAUGUGUUUUUUCAUGUAUUCAGUACAUGUGAUGUGAAAGGUGUUAGGUCUGUACAAAACAAACCUAAAUCUGGAGAACACGAUUUAUAGUCCAAGGAAUCUCUUCAGAACUACAGUAUUUCAUUAGAAAGCAGUUUGGUCACACGUUUUACCUUUAUCAAAAACUUAAAGUUCUGCUAUUUGCAUAUUGCACUUGGUAUUUUGCAAUUUCAGUAAUAUUUUGAUUAAUAGUGCGCCCUACUUGUAAUGAAGAUUUGCUACCAGCAAAAAGUGUUUGAAUACAGAUUUACUUAAUAUGUAUCAAUAGUUUGAAAAUCUCUCAAUUUUAAAAGAUCUCCUUGUUUCCCCCAAACACACCCAGUUCAUUUCUGCCCCUCCACCCAGGUAGCCCAUAACGCCAAAGUAAUCUGGCAUAUUUUUGCAUGCUAUGUUUUUAUGCCUAUAAUGUUAUGUUAAAUGAUAUACAUGUUGUGGACUGCCUAGGUAGAGAAGCCUUUAAAAAUGUGAUGUGAUGAAUUAGCUGGAAGUUAAUUACAUUUAGGAAUUUGUAUUAGGAUGAGUCUUAUUUCUCUGUAUCAUGAGUCAACAUUUGCACUGAUGACUGUACUGGAUAGACCAAAUGAUCACACUUACUAUGGCUGUUUGACAUUACAAGCCAAGAAUGGACACAAACCCUCAGAAUAUUUCAUCACAGCAGUCUAUCUUGUGAUCUCUGACAUGUUGGCAAACUUUAAAAUGUGUAAAAUGAUGAUGAUGUGAGAUUGUUUUCAUUAUUAUUUGCAGAGGUAAAGCUGACUUGAAGGAGAUGCUUGAUGCUGGUGUGUUGUAAUGUGUGGUUUCAGUCUGUAGCCAAUGACUUGUUUGUUUUACAAUUGACAGCAUGUGUGAUUUAUGAAGGUGUUAGCUGAAUUGUAAUAAUCUUGUAUGUUAUUGAAGGAAGGUUUACCUAGCCUUCCAGUGGAUUGUGUUACUAAAGUUGAUCUCAAGGGGUCCGGUUCUCGUUCAUUACUGUAUGGAAUUCAAACGCAGAUGUGUGAUAUUUUACUUAAGUUGCUUCAGGACUUUAAAAGAUUCAGGAUUUCGCGGGGUGCUUAUCAGCUCUUGUGUUUUAAACACUGAAAAGUUUUGGUGAAUAAUAACAAGGAAUCUAACUGUUCUUGUCUGUUCAAAUUGCACACAAGUUCUCUCACAGUUUUAUUAAUUAUUUCUAGCACCACAGAAAUCUCAAAAUACAAAAAACAGCUUGAAAACAGUCCAGUUGCCACUAGCUGUAAGCCUACUCAUGUACCACUUGACAUUACCACUUGGAUGUUGAAAGAUCCCAGUGGAUAUUGGUACGAUACAGAUUAUAUUUAUUCUGUCUGUAAACUGCCUGUUGAAUGGCGAGUAAUUCCAUUAAUUUAAUGUAAUGUGUCUGACUGUAUCCUACUUAUUCUAUUAUUCCACGUAGCCUGCUUUUUAUAACAUGCUGUGCCAAUAUAUAUUUUUUCUUUAAGGGAAUUAUUUGUAUCUCUUGAAUUUUGAGUAGGUGUUAAUUCUUUUAAUUUCAUCAAUUCAUAUUUUUGACAAUUUUUUAAAUUUUAUUUCUGUAUUUCAGUAACAUGCCUGCCUGCUGUUGUCUACUUUGUGUGUGUGAAUGUGUCUUUAUCGAAACCUGCAGAUGGCUAAAUUGUUCUUUUUUUGUGUCAAAAGUGAAAAUGAGGUCCAGAUUUUAAUAAAUGAAACACCACAGAAUGACAAA
Dicentrarchus labrax (European seabass) is the source of this 4706-nucleotide messenger RNA. It is a transcript of the gene bri3bp, whose product is annotated as bri3 binding protein. The record is from RefSeq and is a predicted model, not a curated record. Lineage: Eukaryota; Metazoa; Chordata; Actinopteri; Moronidae. The transcript has 3 exons. Bases 161 to 862 code for a protein of 233 amino acids. Gene Ontology annotation, cellular component: mitochondrion.